UUUCCCAGUAGAUUUAACAGACUCCAUUCCUUAUUCUCAGUGUCUUGCAAUUGGAUACUUAUCUAGUGAGAACCAUGAUUUUUCCAAUGAAUCAGAGGCAAUGUGCCAGUUCUUCAUAAGACAUAGCUAUCCUGCCUUAAGCGGGACAUCACUGCACCCAACAAUUUCAUCGACAGUCAAGAGACUGAUCGAAUUCCAUUCACACUCACAUUUCAUUUUACCCUCGCAAUAAUUCUAAAAAAGAUUUUAACUACUUUAAAAUGAUCCCGAAACUGGUAUUAAUAAUAUUUCUUGUUUUUCAUGUUACCAUGUUCCAUAUGGGACAUAUUAUUGAGCCUACGAAUAUAAAUAGGUUUCCAGCGGCUUCCCAAGUGACACGCGAAGCAAAAUGGCGGUUGAACUUCCUACUCUUCGUUCGCUGCAAGACUUCGUUACUGACGCCCAGUUUACUGCUCCAACAUUUCGCGACAGGGAUAGAAUGGAGAACAGGAUGAUCAAUAACCUCAUAUAUUAUCAGACCAACUACUUCAUUUGUGCAAUUCUAAUUGUCAUUGUGGUCGGGACAUUGUAUCCAAAGGAUUUGAUCAUUGGUGCUGUCACAUUCAUUGUUGCCUUUGUGUUAUUUGGCAUUGCCCAGAGUAAAGAGCCAAGAUUUGCACAUCUGAAGAGUCAGUAUCCCUCCCUGGUACCUAUUGCUGUGGUUGCCUUAGCAAUGCUUGUUAUUUAUGCCCUGGGAUCCACACUGGUAUUCAUCGGGGGGGUGACAUUGCCAAUAGCAGUAAUUCUUCUUCAUGCAGCAACAAGGAAGCGAAACAUAAAAAACAAAUUUGCCAAUACAGUGGAGCUGUUUAAGGAAGAUGUCACACCCAUGACUAUCUUGCUCUCAAAGAUAUGUUCCACCAAAGAAGAAAUGAGAUGAAUGAGAAAUUUACUAUAAUUUUUAAAAAAAUUCACUUCUAGUACAGUGGUUUUUAUAUCAAAAAGGAAUGUAUCAAAUUGGUAUUUUUGAUGCUAGUGGCAUGAGUCAUUUUUUGCAUAUGAACAGUUAGUAGUAAGCUGCAAUUUACGAGAAAAGAAACAGUUUAAGGUGGAUUACCCCUCCUUCAAAAAUGAAAAAUUUUUGCAUUUGACCUGAUCAGUCUUAGGAAUGCCACAUACAGACAGAUACAAGAUAGAAGGAGCCUGUAGGGGUACGUAACAUAAUUUGAAAGAAGUAAAGUCAUACUUUUAAAAUCA
Molecule: messenger RNA, 1236 nt
Organism: Pocillopora damicornis (cauliflower coral)
Lineage: Eukaryota; Metazoa; Cnidaria; Anthozoa; Scleractinia; Pocilloporidae
Product: PRA1 family protein 3-like
Cellular component (GO): membrane
Source: RefSeq, a predicted model, not a curated record